Molecule: messenger RNA, 1617 nt
Organism: Labeo rohita (rohu)
Lineage: Eukaryota; Metazoa; Chordata; Actinopteri; Cypriniformes; Cyprinidae
Gene: mafbb
Product: v-maf avian musculoaponeurotic fibrosarcoma oncogene homolog Bb
Exons: 1
Coding region: 225-1160 (311 amino acids)
Biological process (GO): regulation of transcription by RNA polymerase II
Cellular component (GO): nucleus
Molecular function (GO): DNA-binding transcription factor activity, RNA polymerase II-specific; RNA polymerase II cis-regulatory region sequence-specific DNA binding
Source: RefSeq, a predicted model, not a curated record
GUGAUUUACUUUCUUUUCAACAUACAUCCUGCCCUGGUCACAGAGAGACCAUCUGAAACUAACAAGCGACAACUUCCCGUUGACUAAUUAUUUGGGAGAGUGGCUGAAAGAACUGUUCCCUUCCAGCUCAAUUUUAUAAUUGGUGGAAUCGUGUUUUCAGAACAUUAAUGCAACCUGAACCGCAGCAGUAAGUUGUUGACUCCAUCGAAACAUCAGCAGAAAUCAUGACGGCGGAGCAGCAUCAGCUGAAUUUGGACUACGGCGACUUUGACAUGCGAUUUGACGUGAAGAAGGAGGCUGCAGCUUUGGGACCGGACCGCUCUUUUAUCCAGCAGUGCGGUGUACACGUACCAGGCUCCGUGUCCAGCACACCCAUGAGCACCCCGUGCAGCUCCGUGCCUUCAUCGCCCAGCUUCAGCCCGAGCGGACAGAGAAGCGGUGCUGAAGAUCUCUACUGGACCCUGAGUACAGGGGCUUAUCCACAGCACGCAGAUCCCCACUGUCUUGAACUGACAUCCGAGGAUGUCCGGGAAGCCCUCAGUGCCAAUCUCAUGCACGCACACCCGUCUCAGCUCCACCAGGCAGAGAUGGAGGGAUACAGGAGCAUCGGUCAGUUCCACACACCAAACAUGCACCAGUAUCAGCAGCAGCAGCAGUACACCGACCUCGGCCACAAUCCCGACUUCGCGCACGGCAAAAGCGUGGAUCACUUAAUGCAGCAUCUCGACUGUUCAUCUCAAGGCGCACCGCACCUGAAGUCACACAACAUGCACCAGCAGACGCACCACAGGCGCAGCGAACGCGCGGAGAGCCGCUUCUCUGACCAGCAGCUGGUGUCCAUGUCUGUGCGGGAGCUCAACCGACACCUCCGCGGAAUGAGCAAGGACGAUAUUAUCCGCCUGAAGCAGAAACGCCGCACCUUGAAAAACCGCGGCUACGCUCAGUCGUGUCGGCACAAACGCGUUCAGCAGAAACACAUGCUGGAGAACGAGAAGACGAGCCUCGCCACGCAAGUGGAGCAGCUGAAACACGAGCUCAGUAGGCUGGUGCGCGAAAGGGACGCGUAUAAACUCAAAUGCGAGAGGCUAGUUGUCGGAAUGAACUGCCAGAGCAAUGGACCCUCUUGUGAAAAUCCAUCAUCGCCUGAAUUUUUGCGAUAGUUCAGCAUAUAUUUAAGAUUUCUAAAAUAUCUUCUAAAUAAUAAUAAAAAAGAUUGCGUGAGCUUGUUUGCUGGAAACACCUUCAACCCACCAGCAAACCAUCUUUAGACUGCUUUUAGGUGUUUUUGUGCCAGAGGAGAAAGUUUUAAUUUUUAGUUAUGUAGUAUUUUAUAUUUUCCCUCCACUUUAUCUCUGACAUGUCAAGCUGGUUUUGAUAAUGUAGGCCUAUCUUUUAUCUUCUAGUUUUCACAACAGCCAUCUCAGCUAUGCAAAUGAAAUUUGACCUUUUUGGCAAUAGAUGCAUUGCAUUGGUAUUUUUGUUUGUCUGUCUGUUUGAACAUUUUGUGUAUCUUUUGUUGAAUUUGUUUUAUUAAUCAGUUUUACCAUUUGCUCCUUUUGGAAGAGUAAACUGUUGUGAUUUGCAUUUCAUUCUUACUUCCAGAAUAAAUUUUUGAAG